GCUUCAAAUUCUUGACGGUUGAUUUGAAGCCCUCCCCCCUUUAUUUCUCUGUCUAUUGCUCGUUUCUUAUUGCUAGGGACCGGUAUUGAGAAUUAUCAAGUCGUUUAGAUUGACUUGUGAUUUGGGUGGAUAUUGAUUUACCUGUAAAAGGCUCUCUGUAUUGUUCCUCCAUUCAGUUCAACCCCCAUUGCGUCAUGGUUGCUCAGGAGCCCGUGACCAUCGUGGUCGAGCACCUGGAUCCCGAGUUGGGUAUCUGGUCGGCCCUGGAAUAUGGGUGUAUUGCUCGCGAGGCCCACGCCUCUGGUAGCCGGUUUCUUCUCAGCUCCGUUCCGUCUUCCUUGCAGGUGCCGGCCGACCUGGCGGCGACCCAAGGAUUUGGGAUCGAACACCGUAGUGUCGAGGAGAUUUUUGCGGACCGUAAGUCCAAGGUCUGCCUGCUGGACCCGUCCGCAGACACUGAGCUGAGCCCUGCGGAUGGGGAUAACUUCGAGGUGUUUCUGUUCGGAGGCAUUCUUGGCGACGAUCCUCCCCGCGACCGCACAUCGGAAUUGCGGAAAAAGGGCUACGCAGGAAGGCGAUUAGGCCCCAAACAGAUGACGACCGACACCGCCGUGCGAGUGACGCGCAUGGUGGUCCAUGAAAAAGUGCCCCUCGAGGAAAUCCAAUAUGUCGAUUAUCCUGAGAUCCACAUCAACGAGCAUGAACGCACCGAGAUGCCGUUCCGCUAUGUCCGGGGAGACGAUGGACAGCCCAUCAUGCCAACGGGGAUGGUGGAUCUGAUCAAAAAGGACGCCGAAAAGAGCAUUGACGAUCUGUUCUAG
Messenger RNA from Aspergillus campestris IBT 28561, 821 nucleotides. RefSeq names its product SAM-dependent methyltransferase. The coding region runs from base 195 to 821 and encodes 208 amino acids. The record is from RefSeq and is a predicted model, not a curated record. Gene Ontology annotation, biological process: peptidyl-arginine methylation. Gene Ontology annotation, molecular function: protein-arginine omega-N monomethyltransferase activity. Lineage: Eukaryota; Fungi; Ascomycota; Eurotiomycetes; Eurotiales; Aspergillaceae. The transcript has 6 exons.